AUGCCACCUCGUCCUCAGGCGCAGCGGCGCAAUCCGCAGGCGCAAAAUGAGCAGGUUUACGAGCUCGGUGUCCAAGGACGGAAAACCGGUGUUACGCUCACAGAUACUGGCGAGCGCGAUGAAUAUGGAAUGGAACCAGCUGAUAAUAUUUUCUCCUCCGAUCCCGAAUCCGAGGACGAACAAGACAUGGAUAUCGAUGAGGCUUCUACCAUGGGUCCCGCGACCGUCAGCCGCAAAGCCAGGGAAAGACUAUCGAUUCCCAAGGCGCGAUCGCCAGGCAAGACCUUUUUGAAUUCACCAGCGCGCCACAACCCGCACGUUGCACGCACGUCCUCGCCUAUUCGUGGCAGCUAUGCUGAAGAUGGGGAGGAGCAACCCAGCCCCGCCAAGUCUCCCAAGAGGCUACUGGACUUUUCCAAAAGUCCAAAGAGGAAGCCCGUCGCCAAUGGCCACUCGCAGGCAAAGAGUUCCAGUCAAUUUGCAAAGGGGGCAAGUCAGGCUUCCAAAGCGCUGGGAACAAAGCCAUCAAGGGUCAACGGAUACGUGCAUAACGAAUCCGACGAGGAGCCCACUCCGCGACGAAAAAAGCAGCGAUCUCCUGAAGUGGAGGAAGAAGAGGAGGAUGAGGAAGAGGAAGAGGAAGAAGAUGAGCCAAUGGACUUCCUCAACGCUGAUGGAGAUGAUGUUGAGCAGGACUCAAUACGUGACGAGUCGCCUGAAGAGGAAGAUGUUCCAGAAGAAGAGGAAUCAGAAGAAGAGCCUGCGCCAGUCGAGAAACCUCAGCCAAAGAAGCGUGGUCGCAAGCCCAAGGCAGUUUCACCGCCUGUAGAGGAGGAGUCGGAACCAGAACCGGAACCAGCGCGCGAUGCAUCAGAGGAGCACGAGGAGCCUUCCAAGAAGAAGCGCGGCCGGCCCGGCAAGAGACCUUUGGUGGAAGAAGCUGAACCCUUGAAACCUGCGAAACGGCCGAAAGGAAGGCCAUCUUUGACAAAGAAUAAAGACCGCCCGGAUCAAGGAACGUCGAGUGCGGCAGAAGUGCGCAAUGUCAAGAAAGCAAAGGCCGCCCCGAAACCGAGUGAGAGCAAGGCCAAGGCUCCUCAAGCGCCUCAAGCAGUAGCAGCAAAAGCCAAGCCCGGUCGGAAACCAAAGAUGACGGAUGUGGAUGCAGAGGAUCCAGGUGCUGUGCCGCGCCGCCCACCAAUGCCAAAAAGACGCAGUCUGGUCAGUCAAAGACGCGAUGAAUUCGAAGUCAAGACGACCCGAUCUGGUAGGGUGUCUACCAAGCCGUUGGAAUUCUGGCGAGGUGAGCGCUAUGACUAUGACGAAGAGGAAGAUGACGAGGAGGUUAUUGAAGACAAGAAUGGCCGUCGCAUCAAGAUCGGCUCCAAAAUCAAAGGUGUUGUGCGGGUUGAGUAUGACGAGGAUCAACCUAAAAGACGUCGGGGCAGGCCUGCUUCUGGUUCUGGUUCUGGCGGUCCAGGUAGGCGGCACAAGCGACGCGUUUCCGAGAUUGAGGAGGAAGAAGAAGAAGAACGCCAAGAAUGGGAAGACGAACCAGGUCGAAUGAUUGGCGAAUGCAUCUAUUGGCAUCCCGAAUAUGAACUCAACCCACCACAUGACGACGAUCAGGUAGAGGUUGCCGAAGAAGAGCUUGCCAUAUCAGAAUCGGCGAUCCAGAUGAAGGACAUCAAGGACGCCACAUUCCGCUUCGCCAAGACCAUGACUCUACCAUUUUUCGGUUCGGGUAUUGUCGACUUGCCGCCUCAAUCGGAAAAGCGUACCAAGAAUGCCAGAAAGAUGCAAAUGGUCUUUUUCGUACACUACGGCAAUGUGGAGGUGACUGUCGCAUCAACCACUUUUAGGAUAUCAAAGGGCGGUACCUUUUUCGUUCCUAGAGGAAAUCACUAUAGUAUUAAAAACGAUACGGAUAGGCCUUCGCGGCUGUUUUUCUGUCAAGGAUGCGAGGUAGCACCGCCCCCUGCAGAUAGCCAAGAAAUGUAG
Messenger RNA from Pestalotiopsis fici W106-1, 2001 nucleotides. RefSeq lists its product as uncharacterized. The record is from RefSeq and is a predicted model, not a curated record. Lineage: Eukaryota; Fungi; Ascomycota; Sordariomycetes; Amphisphaeriales; Sporocadaceae. Gene Ontology annotation, biological process: spindle attachment to meiosis I kinetochore; kinetochore assembly; attachment of mitotic spindle microtubules to kinetochore. The transcript is spliced from 4 exons. Gene Ontology annotation, cellular component: kinetochore. The coding region runs from base 1 to 2001 and encodes 666 amino acids. Gene Ontology annotation, molecular function: centromeric DNA binding.